Molecule: messenger RNA, 1409 nt
Organism: Menidia menidia (Atlantic silverside)
Lineage: Eukaryota; Metazoa; Chordata; Actinopteri; Atheriniformes; Atherinopsidae
Source: the annotation of a GenBank genome assembly
GGCAGGAAGAGAAAUCACUUCCUGUUUAUGUUCCGCCAAUGACGUCAUGCCGAUCAUAUUUAACAACCUGUUUUCAAACCAAAAGAGCGAAUAACUGCAGGAGUCCAGUCCUUUCUAUAUUACCAUUUGCACUCGAAUACGCUUGCGUAUUGGACCACUGGAGGGGGAAGAGAACAACCUGUGCUUGAAGUUUUAUAUUCGCCAUUGAUCACCUAGCUAGCCGGUCUGCUAAGUUCAGCUAACGUCUGAUGUGACUCUGCUAGCAAGCAAACCACUGAGCAAAACCUGACCAUCUGCUAUUGUAGCCAGCCUCUGUCGUCAUGGAAAAUAAGUAUAACCUUAAGAGUCCAGCGGUGAAGAGGCUGAUGAAGGAAGCUGCUGAACUGAGGGAUCCUACAGAGCAUUACCACGCCCAGCCACUGGAGGAUAACCUCUUUGAAUGGCACUUUUCUGUUCGUGGGCCGCCUGAUUCAGAUUUUGAUGGUGGAAUCUAUCAUGGCAGGAUUGUACUCCCCCCAGAGUACCCCAUGAAGCCCCCCAGCAUCAUCCUCCUCACACCAAAUGGAAGAUUUGAAGUUGGGAAGAAGAUUUGUCUGAGCAUCUCUGGCCACCAUCCUGAGACCUGGCAGCCAUCUUGGAGUAUCCGGACUGCCCUAAUUGCUAUAAUCGGAUUCAUGCCAACAAAAGGAGAGGGUGCCAUUGGAUCUCUUGAUUAUACUCCAGAAGAGAGAAGGGCCCUUGCCAAAAAAUCUCAGGAUUUCUGCUGUGAAACCUGUGGCUGUUCCAUGCGCUGUGCCCUCAUGGCCCUGACCCCCAACAGCAACCCUAGUGCCGAGGAUCACAAGGCCAAAGAGCUGGCUCAGCAAAUACAUUUCAAGGAAGAAGCCAGCUUACCCAGUCAAACCAGUGCAAGCAGAGACCCUGAAGGUGAGCCUUCAACCCUCCCCCCGGAAAAUCCAUUCCCCCCUGUGGACCAGGAGGCUGCAGAAAGCCCUCAGACUGAGCAGAACACCGGCCCGCUGGGACCUGGAGGAGCAGCGGGGGCUUUAAUGACUCACCGUAACCUCUGGGCCCUUUUCUCUUUUGUCCAGGCAGCAGGAGAGGGGCAGCCCCGCCCCUCUGACCAGCCCCGCCCCUCUGACCAGCCCCGCCCCUCUGACCAGCCCCGCCCCUCUGACCAGCCCCGCCCCAGCCGGCCUCUCAGCCCCCGGCAGCGGCGCAGCCAGCGGGGCCAGAGGGAGGGCCGGGAGGCCCCCCCCAGAGUCCCCUUUGUCCCGGCCCUGCAGCCUCCAGACCAGAGCCAGGCGCGCUGCACCCUGCUCAUCGUGCUGCUGACCCUGGCUCUGACCGCACUCGUCUUUCGCAGGAUCUACCUGGUGAAUGAGUUCAAGUUCAACUACGACUUGUGA